This is a messenger RNA of Brugia pahangi, 570 nucleotides long. The record is from the annotation of a GenBank genome assembly. NCBI's taxonomy places the organism in Eukaryota, Metazoa, Nematoda, Chromadorea, Rhabditida, Onchocercidae.
AUGCUUAUCAUAUCAUUUUAUUUAUUAUUUUGUUACAUUUAUUUGAUCAAUUCGAGAACAAUCACAAUUAGAAUUCCUGAAAGUGCUAAUCCGGAUUUUCCGUAUGAAACAGCUGUGGAACAAUUUAAGCGAUCAGAUCAAAAUGGUGACAAUAAAUUAUCAUUUGAAGAAUAUCUUCAUCUGGAUUUGCUAUAUGAGAAGAUGAAAAAGUUUGAAUUUGAACAAACUGACAAGAAUCACGAUGGAUUUGUUUCACGUAGUGAAUAUGAUGCUGACGAGAAUGUGAAACAACAAGAAGUUGAUAAGCGACAAGCGCAAUAUUUUAGCCAAAUUUAUGAAAUAUUCGAUGAAAACUUAGACUCAAAAUUGGACAUCAAAGAGGUGGAAAAAAUCUUGGCUGAACGAUAUGGCCUGAAACCUCGUUUCAAUUUCCAUUCUAUAUUUUACUCAUUUGAUACAAAUAAUGAUGGUGGCCUGGAUUUGUCCGAAUAUGUGAAAUUUGAUAAUAAUGUACCAUUCGAGGAGAUGGAUCCACUAGAUGACACUCCAUUGUCAUCAGGAAUGCGAUGA